Messenger RNA from Cuscuta campestris, 855 nucleotides. NCBI's taxonomy places the organism in Eukaryota, Viridiplantae, Streptophyta, Magnoliopsida, Solanales, Convolvulaceae. The record is from the annotation of a GenBank genome assembly.
CCGUCCAGCCGACGAUUACGGGCUUUCCAGGUGGGGCCCUUUCAUCACCUUUUUCUCUCUCCCCAUUUUUUGUUUUUAUUUUUAAAAAUUGAAACUUUAUGUUUGGUUUCCACCCACAAUUACCCCUGCUCUUUUUAAGACAACCUUUUCCUCUCAUUCUUAUAAUUAAAAAAAAAAAAGACCGAACAUAAAUCCGGUCUUCCCCUCUCUCUCUCCUUCUUCCUCGUCGUCUUCCAUGGCGUCCACCCGUGAGGGCCACUACCGAGGAGUGAGAAAGCGGCCGUGGGGCCGCUACGCCGCCGAGAUUCGCGACCCGUGGAAGAAAACCCGAGUCUGGUUGGGCACUUUCGACACCCCGGAAGAAGCCGCAUUAGCCUACGACGGCGCCGCCAGGUCCCUCCGGGGAACCAAGGCUAAGACCAAUUUCCCUCUUCCGCCCUUCGUCCCGCCUCCGCUUCCGCCGCCGCCUUCCUUCCCGCUGGAUCUAAACAACCUCCCGUCCGACCAACACCUCCGCAGCUAUUGGCCUCCGCCGCCUGGCCGCCGCUUCAUGAUUGGAGAGUUCCUCCAGACCUGUGUGCCCAAGGCGGCCUUCGUGCACCCGCCUCUGCCUCCCUUGAAGGUAGUGGGUGCCGCCGCUGCCUCACCCACUCCGGCAGCCGAACACGGCGGCGAGGCGAACUUGUUUGCAGCCGUUUCUAGGCGCGGCUUGCCGAUCGACUUGAACGAGCCACCGCCGAUGUGGAUGUAACGUUUCGUGUGCAUUUUCUCUACUAUAUUUUUCUCUUCUCAUGGGAGAAGAUUUCGGCCCGGCCCCGCCGAAUAUUUGUGAAAAUGGUUAUGAACUUAUGAUGA